CACAAGAUCGCUCUCAUAGCCAUUCCUCUCACAUCAACAUACAUGUUCAAAAAACAGUUACUCUAUUGAAUGAAGAUAAAAGGAAAUGUGGAAAUUUGACACUAGCAGAUGCUGAAUGUGGUGGAGAAUGGAAAAACACAAUAAACAGGUUCAGGCCUUAUUCAUCUUCUUCAUUCUGUGUAUAAUACCAUCGAAGGAUGGAGGUUCAGUUAAUGCUAGAAGCUUGUGGGGAAAGAAAGUGGAUUUCAUGAAGAAGGACUGUGCUUACUGGAUGCUGAAAAAUGAAUACAAAAUCCCUGCUCUGGAUGAGCUAAGUGUUUGUGUGAACAUAAGGAGGAAGCUCAGCAAUUCACACUGGACCGUGUUCACAUACGGGCACCCUAAUAAGACAAGCAUAGAGCUUGGAAUGAAGGGAUAUGGAUCAGACCUCCAAAUCAUAAUGUUUGGGAGAAUCUGGUCCAGUCUGAACAAUUUGAUAUCUUUGGAAAACUGGCAUUCAGUUUGCAUGACCUGGUCCAGGUCUAUGACCGAGCCAAAAGUCUAUGUGAAUGGAACCCAAGUAGGAUUAAAGAGACAGACUACAAGACUGGCUUUGUCCCCUUACUGCUGUAGCGUGGCCGCUGGUGGCACUCUGACUUUAGCUGUGACCCACAAUUUUGUAAAGAACAGGAUAAGCAUUGAGACAGGCACUGAACUGAAGGGCAGCUUAAGUUUGUUCAGGGUGUGGGGACGAGUACGAAGCGCUGAAGACAUAUCUGGGAUGGCCUGCACUGAUGGUGAUAUUCUGCAUUGGGAGGAACGAAUCUGGAACAAAUCCCCGGACUGUAAGCCUGUAGAAGACGUUACGCAAAAGUGCGACUGGCCUUAUUAUGAAGUUAAAUUAGUGCUUAUCAUCCUUCGUCAAGACGGAAACAAAACAGACAUUUACGACGCUCGAGAAGUUGCACAUCAGUGGUUGACAAAAGCAUUAGAAGAGUUAAAAUUGUUGCCGACAAGCAUAUAUUUGCAUAAAGUCAGAGUGUAUCCUUUAGGAAGCGCUGUUAGACAAUCCAGUGGAAAUGCAAAGGGGGGAACCAUGCAGCUGAGGGCCACCAGUCCUGGACUCAGCCGGUUUCACUGCGUGGCUCACCUGAAUGUGGUUCCUAGUGUUGAUAUAGGACAAAUGCAGGAUGAACUCCUUGAGAUCCUCGCCAAGCGUUACAUGAUUGACCACUACGAAAUAAUUACCGAUGCUAACUUCAUCUACAUAUAUCCUCUUGAUGACCUCCUGUCAGACCCAGUCACAGACUUAUCCAUAACAUCCACUGAGUCAACCACAGUUCCUCAGACGUCUACGACUACUGAAAUUAUUACAACUGCAAAAACAACAAGCACAACACCCAUACAAGUGGCAUCAACAACAGAAUUAGUUUCAUCCUCAACUGAAACAAGAAUAACUACCUCCACACCAUUCAUGGAAACAACCUUGGCAGGAAUUUCAACAACUGUUAAAGAAACAACUGUUUUAUCCUCCACAACAAGUCUUACUAGUACAUUAAAUACAACCACAUGCUCUUCUACUAUUUCACCUGAAGGAAACAUAUCAGAAAGUUAUUUCAAUGUGAAUGUGAAUGUGAGUAUAGAUGUCUCUGGUGACCCUGAGAACAUAAUUACAACCUGGCUUCAUGAAACUCUUUCUAGUAAAGGAAUACGCGUGUUGCAUUUCAAACUCUUGACGUCCUCAACACACGCACGAAAACGAAGUGUGGAAACAACAUCAUUCAAAGUGGAUAGAAAGCGAUCCCUGAUUUUAGUAACAAGCCAUAGCUUUGUCUUUCAUGCCCAGGUUACAACUUCCUCAAACAUCACAGAGAUAGAAAAACUGAUUCUUGGGCUUCUGGAUAAACCAUACGCCAGUGGAACAGUACUCAUAGAUGCCCAACCCGAACAUAUUUUCAUUUCUUAUAUUGGGCCAUGUCCUGAGCACAGCCAUCAGACCCGACAAGGGCUUUUCAACUGGCCUCAAUCUGGGGUUCAGCACAACGCUUCACUUUCCUGUGUGGGAAACCCUGAAAAGACAGCAUAUAGGCAAUGUUUUCUGGAUGCAAACUCUAACAAUGCUCUUUGGAAGCCUCCAGACCUGGGGCAAUGCCAGGUUGUGGUCCACAGUGUGUCAGAUUUAGAGGACAUCAUAGUCACUAAUGACAAUGCAGAAGACAUUCUGAUCAUGAUUGGUGAUUUGGUACAUGAGAAAAAAGAUCUGGAUGAGUCCGACCUCUCAGUGGUACUGGAUAUAUUAGCCGAUGUGAUUAACGUUAGCGUGAUCACGCCUCUGAUAGGAGAGUUUAUCAUCAACAUCACGUCUGACAUCCUGGAGUCUGAGAGCAACUUGCUGCCUUUCACCAACAGUAUUCUGAACAUCACAGAGUCUGUUGGAGACCAGAUGUUUGGGUUCCCUGGAGAGUCACUCAGUUUAACAGCAUCUGCCUUAGCAAUAUCAGUGGUCAAUAUUGACCAAGGAAAUUUUCACAACCUCACCUUUGGAGUCUCAUCCACUAACAAAGGCUUAAACCCUGAGAUUUAUAUCAACCGGGAGCCUUUUGAUGGUACAGUGGCCUUCAUUUCUCUGCCCUCUGAAAUACAAGAGAGAUUCCCCAUCAAGAACAACACCAGCCCACGUGUGUUGUUUCAGUUUUACGGUGUUCCAACUCUUUUUCAAAUAAAGAAUGACCCAAAUGGGAAAAAACUGAACACUUUCGUGGUGUCUGUAAGUGUGACUAAUGCCACAGGACCCAUUGAAAACCUAAAAGAAUAUGUUGCAGUCACUCUGCACCAUCUAACAACUAAAACUAAAGACCAGGAUGUCCAAUGUGUCUACUGGGAUUUCAACAAGAAUGAUGGAUACGGAGGAUGGAAUCCAAAGGGGUGCUGGACGUAUAAUAGCAGCAGUGAUUACACAACCUGUCUGUGUGAUCACAUGACCCACUUUGGAGUGCUGCUGGAUGUGUCCAGAACUCCAAUUGAUGAGAAGAAUGAGCAAAUCCUCACUCUUAUUACAUACAUAGGCUGUGGUGUGUCUUCAUGCUUUCUUGGGAUCACAGUGCUAACAUACACCCUUUUAGAGAAAUUAAGAAGAGACUACCCAUCCAAAAUUCUGUUGAAUCUGUGUCUUGCAUUACUGGGACUGAACCUGGUGUUCCUGCUGAACUCCUGGAUUUCUUCUUUUGGCAUCCAUGGCCUGUGCAUUGCAGUGGCAGCGACUUUACACUAUUUCUUACUGACUUCCUUUACCUGGAUGGGCUUGGGGGCUGUGAAUAUGUACUUUGCUUUGGUUAAAGUUUUCAAUGUGUAUGUGCCCUCAUACAUCUUGAAAUUCUGCCUGCUUGGCUGGGGGAUUCCGCUUAUUAUGUGUGGCUUGGUGGUGGCUGUAAAGAGAGAUGCAUAUGGCAUGAACGCCAUGAAUGAUUCCCAAAUAACACUGGAUGAUUCGGAAAUGUUCUGCUGGGUGCAAGAUGAUGUGGUUUUCUAUGUGUCAGUUGUGAGCUACAUAGCCUUCAUACUACUAUGCAAUGGCUCCAUCUUCUUAGUGGUUCUGAUACAGAUCCGAAACAUGCAAGCCAAUCAACCGGCCGGCACCCGAAGUGGGAUCUUAAAAGACCUGCGGGCCGUAGCGAGCCUUACCUUCUUAUUGGGUCUCACCUGGUCUGUGGUUUUUCUCGCUUGGGGUCCUGUCAAAGUGUUUUUUCUCUACCUGUUUUCCAUACUGAACAGUCUUCAAGGGUUCUUUAUUUUUGUGUUCCAUUGUCUCAUGAAGGAAAAUGUACGCAAGCAAUGGAGAAUACAUUUAUGUUGUGGUGCUUUCAAGCUACAGGAAUACUCUGAAUGGAGCCAAACUGCAACUGUGGUUCCCAAACACAAACCCAAUCCACCAAAUACAUUUCCUUUCAUGGCGUCUGUGAGAUCCAUAAAGUCUAAUUCAACUCAGAGCUCAACGGUUUCCUCAGAAUCCAGCCAACAUCAAAUGACUAUCACAAGAACCGACCUUGGAUUUGUAUAUGAUAACAGUUCAGUAAUACCAAGAGCCAAAGCAGGAUUGACGGUUCUUCCCUACGAUACAUCUCCUGCCACAGCAAGUGGGCUUGAGUUUCCUGCAAAGCCAUGGAGGAAUGGAUUUGACACAGAUAUCUAUCCAACAUAAAUGUGACUGUUUUUUCGUUGCUCUGUACUGAAGCAACUGGUAACUUUCAAUUUGGCUGUUAAGAAAAAUGAGUGAAUAGACAUGUUUCAUGAAAUAAUAGUACAAUCAAGAAAAAAAAUGUUGACAUCUAUAAAUCUGGUUUAAUUGGGAGCCAAUGCACCUAUGCUUAUGUCAAUAUGUAUACCAUAUAUUUAACUGUAUAAAUGUAUAAUUUGUAUU
Labeo rohita (rohu) is the source of this 4396-nucleotide messenger RNA. RefSeq names its product adhesion G-protein coupled receptor G4 (gene adgrg4b). Gene Ontology annotation, cellular component: membrane. NCBI's taxonomy places the organism in Eukaryota, Metazoa, Chordata, Actinopteri, Cypriniformes, Cyprinidae. Gene Ontology annotation, biological process: cell surface receptor signaling pathway; adenylate cyclase-activating G protein-coupled receptor signaling pathway. Bases 116 to 4177 code for a protein of 1353 amino acids. Gene Ontology annotation, molecular function: G protein-coupled receptor activity. The record is from RefSeq and is a predicted model, not a curated record. The transcript has 30 exons.